Messenger RNA from Cetraspora pellucida, 1419 nucleotides. Lineage: Eukaryota; Fungi; Glomeromycota; Glomeromycetes; Diversisporales; Gigasporaceae. The record is from the annotation of a GenBank genome assembly.
AUGGAUGUUUCCUCUAUAUGUUCUUUUCCGUCCUUUGGUAACGAAGCGAUUCAUUCCAGCGCGUCAUUUACAAGAACUGAUGCGUUGACAAGAACUUUUUCUUCAGAUUCGGACAAUAGCAAGAGUGUUCUACCUCCAAUAUCUUCUAUCUUAUGUCCUUUAUCACAAUCCGUCCCUGUGAAAACAUCCUUGGGCCAUCAUGAUGACUCUUCAAUGACUAUGCCUCCUUCUUAUUUACAAUCUUCUACCUCUAAACACCAUCCGAUGAAUUCUGAACCUCGACUUGAGCACCGUACGAGUCCUAUUAACUCUCCUUCCGUCAUGAAUAAUGUGUCGGCUUCUCUUGAUAAUUUAUCACGAGGGCAACCUUCACAGCAACAACAUGCUCAUUGUUUAAGGACUUCACAUUCAACUUCACCAAGUCCAAGUUUGAAAGAACAAAAUUCACCAGUCGUUCAUUCAUUAUUAAAUGUUCGUUCUGGUGAAUCCUCUUCAUCCCCAUCUCAACAGAUUUCCGCUCAAUCAAAAUCCGAAACUGUUGAUCAUUUACAAGUAGCAUGUAUGCAUCCACCCUCGCUUCCUCCAAAUAAUGGACUCGUUCAUUCUAACGUUCAGCAUUCACGACAUCGUAAUUCAUCAACAUGGGAGAAUCGACAAACAUCUCUCAUGGUUAAUGGUUACCGAUCAUCUCAAAUUCCACUAAGACCACAACCAUCUCCAAAUCCGACAAAUGUAGUAAGUUUACCUGCCAAUGAUGAAUUGAAGCAAAGUCCUGUUCAAAAACCAUCAAUUCAAUAUGGUACUAGUAGUUUUCCAUCAGAGUAUCACCAUUAUCGCGCCUCUUUUGAAAAGGAUGUAUAUCAAUCGGUUUCUUUAAACAGUGAAAAAACUUCAGUUGAUUUGAAAAAGAUAAUUGACCAUUGCUCGCUAAUCGGACAAUUUGCAGCUCAGUACAGCGAUAUGCGCAGUCAAUCGGGAAGUAGGUCUUUAAAUUGGCCUUCAACAAUUCCUAAUGAACCUAAUAGUAUUCCUACGGAAGCUCAUGUUACAGAAAUGAUUAAUAAAGCUUUUGAAGUACUUUAUGUGUUAAAUGCUUUAAAAGAUGAAACUGUAAAUCGUCGUGGACCGAAAAGACCUGCUCCUCCAGGAAGAUGUCAUUCUUGCAACAUACAGGAAACUCCUGAAUGGCGUCGCGGACCUGAUGGUGCGAGAACCUUGUGUAAUGCUUGCGGACUGCCUCAAACAGCCUUGCAAGAACAACAGCAACGCGCUUUACAUGCUCUUCAUACACACCCCUACGCACCGCAACAUAUGUUAGCAUAUUCUUCCAAAAUUACGCCAUUUCCCGGAUUUCCGUCACAUCUGAUGACUCAUGGACAAUUAUUAACAUCGACCACUCAUAUUACUACUGAAAAAUGA